AUGGAAAAUUGGAGAGAAUCAUAUCUGGGUGCGUGUAAAAACCAUAAUUGUCCGAAUAACACCGUAUGUCGUGAAUUACAAGAUUCCUAUAAUUGUGAAGUUAUCGGAUGUGUUGGUUUUCCAGGUGUAAAUAAUAUCAACUCGUCAUCGUUUGAAGCUAAACCUUUGUGGGUGGUCAAUGAAAUGGUGGAGUAUGUUUGUGAACGUGGAUAUUUCCCGUCAAUCAACCCAGUUUGUACCGAAGAUGGAACGUGGAGUCAGUUUGUCUGUUCACCGUAUUUUAAAUGUGGUGAAAUUAGAAAAUGUAAUGAAAGUAUGGAAGAAAAGGAUUAUUGGUUGUAUAUUCCCGCUUACCAAACUCGAGUGAAAACGUUCUGUAAAUGGGGUUUUGGUGGAUACGUCAGCCUUCAACAUCUGAAUAUAGCGUCCUUCUGGAAAUACAAGAGAACAGGAACAAACUGCUCAAUAAGUACAAUAGAUGAUCCAGAGAACAUGGGAGCUGGAACGACAGAAUUGUGUUGGUUUUCCGGGUGUUAA
Molecule: messenger RNA, 537 nt
Organism: Lottia gigantea (owl limpet)
Lineage: Eukaryota; Metazoa; Mollusca; Gastropoda; Lottiidae
Exons: 1
Coding region: 1-537 (178 amino acids)
Source: RefSeq, a predicted model, not a curated record